UGGUCCCAGCUCAGCGCCUCUCCGCACUCCUCUGGCGCUACAGCCCCCGACGUGCCAGAGCAAAGUUCUCGACCGCGCUCCCUCCGCGGCAGGGCGUCCUCCCGCUCCGGCAGCCGGGGUACCCAAGUGGGUCGUGGCGGCAUCAUCCUCAGGCCGGGCCGCGGGGGGAGGGGGCGGCCUGGAGGCAGUGGCGGGGUCAGCACGGUCCGCGCCGGCGGGGCCAUGGAGCCCAGGGAGUCGGGGAAGGCUCCUGUGACAUUUGAUGAUAUCACAGUGUACUUGCUCCAGGAGGAAUGGAUGCUGCUGAGUCAGCAGCAGAAGGACUUCUAUGGUUCUGACAAGCUGGUGCCACCACUUGGCCCAACUGUUACCAGCCCUGAACUCUUCUGUGAGUUUGGGAAAGUGUCCAAGCCAUGGCCAGGCAAUGUCCAAGGCCAGAGGAGUCUCCUGGACCAUCACCCCGGAAAAGAUCAGGUGGGCUACAUGGGAGAAAUGGAUGUGCAGGGUGCUACCAGGGAAGGUGGACUGUACGUGCCACCUCAGAAGAAAGCUUGCCUUGGCCGCUGCAGUGUGGAGAGUGACACCAUCAAGGGAGACUGGACAGGGAGAAGCAAGAAACCUCUGAAACCCCGAUCUAUCCAGAAGUCAUGGUUUGCACAGUUUCCAUGGUUGAUCAUGAAUGAGGAACAGACAGCUCUGUUUUGCUGUGCCUGCAGAGAAUACCCAUCUGUCAGGGACAAACGGUCAAGAUUAAUAGAAGGUUACACAGGACCAUUCAAGGUGGAGACUCUCAAAUAUCAUGCCAAGAGCAAAGCCCAUAUGUUCUGUGUCAAUGCCCUGGCCGCCAGGGACCCCAUCUGGGCAGCCCGUUUCCAGAGCAUCAGGGAUAGUUCUUCAGAGGUCCUGGCCAGCUCUGAGCACCUCUUCACAGCAGAUUAUCCCAUGUUCUACCCCCCAGGGCCUCUGGAAGACUUUGAUAGUAUGGCCAACCUCCUGCCAAGCUCGAGAGCAGAACUAGAGGACCUUGGAGGGAGUGCAGCAAACCCUGCAUUGUAUCUAGACUGCAUUUCAGAUGUGAGACAAAAAGAAAUCACCAGUGACAUCUCUUCAGACAUUAACAUUUUGUGUAAUGACACUAUUGAAUUCUGCAGUCAGGACCCUCCUGAAGAGGGGCUGCUGGAGGUUCCUGUGGUGUCUGGGGAGCUCCCGGCAGUGUUUGAGGAUGUGGCAGUGUAUUUCACCCGGGAAGAGUGGGGCCUGCUGGACAAGUGGCAGAAGGAGCUGUACAGAGACGUGAUGCGGAUGAACUAUGAGCUCUUGGCAUCCCUGGGGCCUGCUGCUGCAAAGCCAGACUUGAUCUCAAAACUGGAACGGAGAGCUGCCCCCUGGAUCAGAGACCCGAUCGGACUGAAGUGGGGGAGUGGUCGGUCCCCAGGGAAAAAGAAAAUGGUAGCAGAAAGAGAGGCAGAUGCACAAUCCUGGGCUGCAGAAUCGGCAUCACUUCCAGCUCCUCCUGUGGAAUCUUAUGCCUACUGCCCUUCCAGCACGUGUGAGGUAGAAGCAGAAGGACCUAGGAAAAUCCAGAGGACUUACCGACCCCGAUCCAUUCAGAGGUCGUGGUUUGGGCAGUUCCCGUGGUUAGUAAUUGACCCCACAGAGACCACGCUCUUUUGCUCAGUCUGCAGAGAGAGACCUACCCUCCAUGACAAAUCAUCUCGGUUAGUUCGAGGCUAUACUGGGCCUUUUAAGGUGGAGACUUUAAAAUAUCACGAAGUCAGCAAGGCACACAAACUCUGUGUCAACACUGUGGCCAUCAAAGAUGACAGCCCUCAGGCUGCCCUAAUCCCAGAGAUCUCUAGUGACCUCAUGGCCAACAUGGAACACUUCUUCAAUGCUGCCUACUCCAUCGCAUACCACUCCAGGCCCCUGAAUGACUUUGAGAAGGUCCUGCAGCUCCUCCAGAGCACUGGGACUGUGAUUUUAGGUAAGUAUCGAAAUCGCACUGCAUGCACUCAGUUCAUCAAAUACAUCUCAGAGACUCUGAAGAAGGAGAUCCUUGGUGACAUCCGGAACUCUCCGUGUGUGAGUGUGUUGCUGGACAGCUGCACAGACUCCUCUGACCAGGCCUGUGUGGGGAUCUACAUCCGUUACUUUAAGCAGAUGGAAGUGAAAGAGUCAUAUAUUACCCUGGCCCCUCUCUACAGUGAGACAGUGGAUGGGUACUUUGAGACCAUCAUUGCUGCCCUGGAUGAGCUGGACAUCCCCUUCCGGAAGCCUGGCUGGGUAGUAGGCCUGGGGACUGAUGGCUCCACCAUGCUGAGCUGCAAGGGAGGCCUCAUGGAGAAGUUCCGGGAGAUCAUCCCCCAGCUGUUGCCUGUCCAUUGUGUGGCCCACCGGCUGCACCUGGCUGUGGUGGACGCUUGUGGGAGCAUUGACCUGGUGAAGAAGUGUGAUAGGCACAUCCGAACUGUCUUCAAGUUUUACCAGUCCUCCAACAAGAGACUGAGCGAGCUGCAGGAUAGUGCGGCUGCCCUGGAGCAGGAGAUCGUCCGCCUAAAGGACCUGAAUGCGGUCAGGUGGGUGGCCAGCAAGAGGCGCACACUGAACGCACUCAUUGUGAGCUGGCCUGCCCUGGCAAGGCACCUCCAGAGUGUGGCAGAAGCAGGGGGCCAGAUUGGGCACAGGGCCAAGGGCAUGCUGAAGCUGAUGAAGGGCUUCCAUUUUAUUAAAUUCUGCCACUUCCUGUUGGACUUCCUUAGCAUCUACAGGCCCUUGUCUGAGGUGUGCCAGAAGGAGAUCGUUUUGAUCACAGAGGUGAACGCCACACUGGGACGGGCCUACGUGGCACUGGAGACCCUCCGCCACCAGGCAGGACCCAAGGAGGAGGAGUUCAAUGCCGGCUUCCAGGAUGGGCAGCUCCAUGGCGUCUUCCUGGAGAGGAUGGAGAUGGCAGAGCAGCGGUUCCAGGCUGACAGGGAGAGAAUGAUCCUGACUGGGCUCGAGUACCUCCGGCAGCGGUUUGAUGUGGACCGUCCCCCUCAGCUCAAGAGCAUGGAGGUAUUUGACACCAUGACCUGGCCCAGUGGGGUUGAACUGGCCCACUUUGGGAAUGAUGACAUUCUCAGCCUUGCCAGGUAUUUUGAGCUCUCCCUUCCUACAGGGUACAGUGAGGAAGCGCUGCUGCAGGAGUGGCUGGGUCUAAAAGCCACUGCCCAGAACCUCCCGUUCUCCAUGCUGUGUAAAAACGCCCUGGCCCAGCACUGCCGCUUCCCCUUGCUGAGCAGGCUUGUGGCUGUGGUGGUCUGUGUGCCCAUCUCCACCUCCUGCUGUGAGCGGGGGUUCAAGGCCAUGAACCGGAUCAGGACUGACGAGAGGACCAAGCUCUCCAAUGAGGUGCUCAACAUGCUCAUGAUGACAGCGGUGAAUGGUGUGGCAGUCACAGAGUACGACCCCCAGCCUGCCAUCCAGCACUGGUACCUGACCUCCUCAGGCCGGCGUUUCAGCCAUGUCUACUCCUGUGCCCGGGUGCCAGGCGGCUCCCACACAAGUGCGGGGCUCAAGAAGGAGGGGAUGGGAACACUCCACAUGGAGGGCCCUGUGGCCCGGAAGCCACCCGUCCCGCCCUCCAGGGAGCCCUGGAGGUUCUGAAGGACUGCAUCAUGGAGCCUCCUGAGACUCCUGUACCAAGCACCAGCCCAGGGGCCACACAUGGUUCUGAGCAAGUGACAGCCUGGAGAAGGCUUUGGGAAUCCCCUAAUGACCCUGGCCCUUUUUCCCCAACUUAUGAGAACAGGCCCUCUGCAGGUUCUAGGAUGUCCUGGCAGACAUGCCCCUAAAGGCCCAGAAAGUGGGCAGAUGGUUGAAACCAGCAUUCCCAAAGGACAGGGUAAUUAGGAGGUGUGCCACUAAUUGCCCACGGUUGUAUCUGAGCACAGCAGUGCCUCGCCACUCCAAAUAGGCCAGCGAGCUGGGCAUAUCAGGGCAUUUCUCUACUGCGCUUGGGCCUGCUUUUAGGAUGCAGCAGAGGAAAACCCUUUGCGUGGAGCACCAAGAUGGAUUUUGUUCCACAGCUCCAGGGGUGAGAUGAGUGCUUUCCCUGGAGGAACUCCCCCCAGCGCCACUGGAGCCCUUGGGCAUGGCCAGCAUCAGAACAAAAGAGUACAUGGGAUCAAGUCUGGAGCUGGGGGAUGUGAGAUCAGACCAGCUCCACUGCAGGCAGUGGCUCGCCAUGGUCAAUUCCUUCCUUUCUGUGCCUCAGUUUCCCCGUCCAUGCAGUAUAGCAGAGUCCAAGUGCCUGCUGGCUCCCCGUCUGCCAUACCAUUAGAGAAGGCUCUCUCCAGGUCUCCAUCCUUAGUGGGACAGUAAGUUUUGCCCCCAGAGUCCUGCUGUGGGCUGAGGUGCUCUCCACAUGUACCUUCAACAGGACAGGCAUGCCCAUGCUCCUGCAGCCUGUUUGGGGGGCUCUGCUGGGAACCACCAGGACUGCCUGUUAAGUGUGCCCCACCCAGGUAUGUGGAAUCAUCCUGUCAUGGCUUAGCUACUGGCAGUUUCUAAAAGGCUCCUGCAGGAACUCUUUGGUUAUCCUGCAGCUUAAGAACGUGACCCUAAAGGCCCAGAGGGCCUCCUACACGCCCAGGUCCUUUGUCUCCUCCGCUGUCUUCAGCCUGAAGUGAAGCACUUUCCCUCCCCAGGGGAGGCAGCAGCUUGGCCUCUGCUGGCUCAGGGGCCUGCCCAUCAGGGCGGGAUGAUUUGUCCAGGUUCUGCCUGCCUUAGCCAUGGGUGAGAAGUAAGGAAUAUUUGAGGGGAGGGCUUCUCACGCCUGCCUUAUGCCUGCAGGGGGGCCCUGCUCUAUGGUGCAAGUACCCAUAGUCACCCUGACCAGCAGUCAGCCUGAUUCUUACGCCAACAGGUGCUGGAAGCCUGUGAAAUGCUGGCAGCCAGGUGCCUCACUGUUAUGCAGCUGCCCUGGAUCCUGCAUUCCUUCCUGUUACCCCCUUACACUCUGCCUUAGCACCUCAUGUUCCUCUAGUCAGGAAUUCCUUCCCCCUUCUGCCCCCACCCUGUGGAGCUAUCUCCACACCGGCCCUCUGGGCCUGAGGGCUGAGGGACAGCCUUCAACCCUCCAGCUCUGGGAGGUGGCCACCUAGGGCACAGACCUCCCUCUCCCACCCACCUGCGUUUGAGCAGUUCAGGGAUUUGCCAGGGCAGGGGUGGGGUUGUAGCCCCACCCCAGGGAUUCCAGACUCAAGAGAUGUUCCAGCAAGUGCCCUUCUAGUGGGUCUUCCAUCCCUUCAAAGUCCCCUAAGUGAGCCACCAGUCUGAGCAUUCAGGGUAGCUUUCUUCAGAGCAGUCUGGAAGGAUGUUCUAGAGCCGAGGGGACUGUCAGGCAAGCAAGCGCCCUCCCUUUCCACUGCAGCACACUGUGGUCACCAUCCAGUGCCUCCCGCUGUUGGAAAGGAAUUGGUCCCUGAAGUGGCAACUGAAAAUGCUGUUUAUCCCAGGUGUUUGCCCUACCCCAAGUUUCUCGAGGGACCUGGGCCACCUCUGGUAUGUCUUUGCCUGCUCAAGGCAAAGAGAAAAGAAGACAAGUGACAUUCUUGUUGAGGACCCCUGGUGGCCAUGUGGCAAGUGCCCUUCUGUCAGAACCUCAAUGCCCAGGCUGGCCUUCUUGCUCUGUGUCCAGGGGCUGGCUGUGUUCUAGAGUCUGGGCCCUGGAGACCCGGGUGGGAAAUGUGCCUGUGUUUGCCUCACAGGGAAAUGAGCUGGGGGGCACUGUGAGGCAGGAGAAGCACUUCUUUUGGCCAUUGUCUCCACCUCCUUCCCUGCCUGCAAUUUUGACAGCAUCUCCAGGCGCACAUCCUGGCCCUUGGCCCUCCCUUCCUUGAUGACUGACGCCCACAAGGGCUGACAUUCUGAGUAACCAGCAUUGUACUUGACACUUGAUUGCAGUAGCCAUAGAGACUGGGGGAGUGAGGGAGCUUAGCCCCUGUCCCAGCUGGGCACCUUAGAGUGUAACCAACUCCAUAGCUUUGUUUCUGUGUGUUGCAAAGGGCAAGUCCCUAGGGUGCUCGAGACAAGGUCACCAGUUCCCUCACACAAGCGUCUUCAUAGCCAAGAAACCAAAGGUGACUGGCCAGGAGUGUCCUUGCCUUCUCUAGUUUCAACAAUGUACAAAUGUGGUUUAAAAACCAUGUUCAAUUCUUAACCUUUUGUUAUCUGAAUAAAGCAGUUUAUUUCAACACAA
Marmota monax (woodchuck) is the source of this 6244-nucleotide messenger RNA. RefSeq names its product zinc finger protein 862 (gene Znf862). Gene Ontology annotation, molecular function: protein dimerization activity. Lineage: Eukaryota; Metazoa; Chordata; Mammalia; Rodentia; Sciuridae. The record is from RefSeq and is a predicted model, not a curated record. Gene Ontology annotation, biological process: regulation of DNA-templated transcription. The transcript is spliced from 8 exons. Bases 223 to 3648 code for a protein of 1141 amino acids.